UCUCGCCCUGUCUCGCUCACUCACUCCCUCUCUCUCUGGCCAAAUACAGUAGGGUACGUGCCGGUAGUAGCGACACUGGAGUAGGUGGCUCGGGGAUUUUACCGUGUUCGUAUUUUCUAAGCAGAUUUGAAGAUGCAGGAAACCCGUUCGAUCGCCCCAGGAGCCCAAACACGCAGCAGCAGCUUCCUCCUGCUUUGGAUUUUGGUCGGUUCCAACGUGGUGGAGGUGGCGGGGUCCCAGCAAGGAAUCCCUCUGUCAGUUGUAAAACUCUGGGCCUCAGCAUUUGGAGGAGAAAUUAAAUCCAUCUCUGCAAAAUAUUCUGGAUCCCAGCUGCUACAGAAGGAGCUGUGGGCCAUCACGGCGCCACGUCCGGGCGCCAACUCCAGCUCCGACGCCGGCGCCUCGGUCAAGGGCGGCAGCAGGAUCAGCCCCAAGAGCUCUGCCGCGUGUCCCGGCGCGUGGGACGAGAGCGGCGUCGCCAGAGGAGGUCCGCGCAGAUACGGGGAGAGCGUCCAAACGGCCAUUAGGAAGCGGCUCCAGGGCCCGAGCCUCGGAGCGCCGUGUCCCGAGAAAUAUAAAGAGCUUGAGAAAUCAGUCAGAGUGGAGGAAAUUGAUGGUAUGAAACUGGUCAAAAACCUGGCUGUGAAGAUGGAGGAGAUGUUCCGGAGAAAAGCAGAGGCAACCAGGCGGCUGGUGGAGGCAGCGGAGGACGCGCACCAUCAGCACGAGGAAAAUCCCGACCUGCAGUACGAGUACUUCAACGCGGUGUUGAUCAAUGAAGUGGACGAGGAGGGCAACCGCGUGGAGCUCGGCGGAGAGUUCCUCCUGGAGCCCAACGACCACUUCAAUAACCUGUCCGUCAACCUGAGCCUCAGCGUGGUGCAGGUUCCCACCAACAUGUACAACAAAGAUCCUGAUAUAGUGAACGGCGUCUACUGGUCCGAGGCGCUGAACAAAGUGUUUGUAGACAAUUUUGAGAGAGACCCGACACUCACCUGGCAGUACUUUGGAAGCGCCAAGGGCUUCUUCAGGCAGUACCCCGGCGUAAAGUGGCACCCCGACGAGCACGGCGUCAUUGGCUUUGACUGCAGAAAUCGGAAGUGGUACAUCCAGGCAGCGACGUCUCCCAAGGACGUCGUUAUCCUGGUGGACGUCAGUGGGAGCAUGAAGGGGCUGAGGCUGACCAUCGCCAGGCAGACAGUCUCCUCCAUCCUGGACACGCUGGGAGAUGACGACUUCUUCAACAUCAUCGCAUAUAAUCAAGAGAUUCACUAUGUGGAGCCUUGUCUGAACGGCACGCUGGUCCGAGCGGAUAGAGCCAAUAAAGACCAUUUCCGCGAACAUCUGGACAAGCUGUUUGCCAAAGGGAUCGGGCUGCUGGGUGAAGCUCUGACCGAAGCAUUCACAAUCCUGAGUGAUUUCAACCAGACCGGGCGCGGCAGCCUGUGCAGCCAGGCCAUCAUGCUGGUGACCGACGGGGCCACGGAAAUGUACGACGACGUGUUCGAGAAGUACAACUGGCCCGAACGAAAGGUGCGGAUCUUCCCCUACCUGAUUGGACGAGAGUCUGCGUUUGCCGAUAACCUGAAAUGGAUGGCCUGCGCCAACAAAGGAUAUUUCAGUCAGAUCUCGACUUUAGCGGACGUCCAGGAGAACGUGAUGCGGUACCUUCACGUCAUGAGCCGCCCGAAGGUCAUCGACCACGAGCACGACACGGUGUGGACCGAAGCGUACGUCGACAGUGCUCUCACCCUGGCUCACAUGCUCAAUGACAAAGGCGGCCCGAGUCUGACGACCACCGUCGCCAUGCCCGUCUUCAGCACCAAGAAUGAAACCAAGAACCAGGGAAUCCUGUUGGGGGUCGUAGGAACAGACAUCCCUCUGCAGGAGCUGAUGAAGCUCAUCCCCAAACAUAUGUUAGGGAUCCACGGCUAUGCGUUUGCCAUCACGAACAAUGGCUACAUCCUCAUACACCCUGACCUCCGACCUCUGUAUCAGGAGGGCCAGAAACGGAGGAAGCCCAACUACAGCAGCGUGGAUCUGUCUGAGGUGGAGUGGGAGGACAAAGACGACGUUCUCCGCAACGCCAUGGUGAACAGGAGGACGGGGACCUUCUCCAUGGAGGUGAAGAAGACGGUGGACCGGGGGAGGCGCGUCCUGAAGAUGCACAAUGACUACUAUUACACCGACAUCAAGGGAACUCCGUUCAGCGUCGGAGUAGCUCUUUCCAGGGGUCAUGGCAAGUACUUCUUCCGAGGAAACGUGUCAGUCGAAGCCGGGCUCCGUGAUCUGGAACAGCCAGAUGUUGCCCUGGCAGAUGAAUGGACCUACUGCAACACGGAGGAGGAGCACGAGCACCGCCACCUCACGCAGAUUCAGGCCAUCAAGCUCUUCAUGACGGGACGCAGGCCGCACCUCAGAUGCGACAGGGAGCUGAUCCAGGAGGUGUUGUUCGACGCCGUGGUCACGGCUCCAUUGGAGGCGUACUGGACCGGACUGGCUCUUAACAAGUCAGAGAACUCAGACAAAGGCGUAGAGAUCACCUUCCUGGGAACACGCACCGGCCUGUCAAGGACCAACCUGUUCGUACCUGCGGAUCAGCUGUCUAAUCGAGACUUCCUGACAGCCGAGGACAAAGAGGGUGUGUUUAAUGCUGAUCACUUCCCCCUGUGGUACAAGCGGGCGGCGGAGCAGGUCCCUGGCACGUUUGUCUACUCCAUCCCCUUCAGCACAGCGUUAGAGAAUAAGAGCGUGGUUUUGGCCAGUACUGCCAUUCAGCUCCUCGACGACAGGAAGUCUCCAAUUGUUGCAGCUGUAGGGAUCCAGAUGAAGCUGGAGUUUUUCCAGAGGAAGUUCUGGACUGCCUGCAGACAGUGCACAGCUCUGGAUGGAAAGUGCAGCAUCAGCUGUGAUCAUGAGGACAUCAACUGUUAUCUCAUAGACAAUAAUGGCUUCAUUCUCGUCACGGAGGAGCCGUCUCAGACAGGGCUGUUCUUCGGAGAGGUGGAGGGCGCUGUUAUGAGCAAACUUCUUCAAAUGGGCUCCUUCAAAAGGAUCACGCUGUACGACUACCAGGCUCUUUGCAGAGAGUACGCUGGGAGCAGCGACAGCGCACGCACUUUAUCAGAUCCUUUCUCUAUGGUUAAAUGGCUCCUGACUGAACUUCUCAUUUUCCUGCUUGAGUUUAACCUGUACAGUUGGUGGAACAUUGAUCUUUCAGUCAAAGCUCAGAGACCUCGCGGCAAAACCACCAUGGUCCCAUGUGACACAGAGUAUCCGGCGUUCGUCUCUGAACGCACCAUUAAAGAGACAACGGGCAACAUUGAAUGUGGCGCCUGUGUCAGGUCCUUUGUUAUUCAGCAGAUUCCCAGCAGCAACCUCUUCAUGGUUGUCGUGGACAACAAGUGCGACUGCAGCGGCGCCCUGCCCGUCACCAUGGACCCCAUCGAGAUCAUGUACAACGAGUCGCUAAAAUGUGACAGGCUGAAGUUUCAGAAGGACAGAAAGAAGCCUGAAUCAUGUCACCCCUUCCACCCUGAGGAGAAUGCGAUGGAGUGUGGUUCAGCGACGCACCUCUCCGGUGCCCUGACAGCAGCCCUGCUGCCCCUGAUGGCAGCGAGCGUCAGCAGGUGACCGCCACCAGCGGAGGCAGGCGUCAGUAAGGACUAACGCAACGCGAUGACGCUUGGAAACACAUAGAGAACGUGGCCAGUGAGACGGGGCUUUGCUCAGGCACCGCUCUAGAAAAACCAUCUGUAGCACUGAGACGCGCAUCCAUCACUGCAGAAAACACCAAACGAGCGGCAAAAUAAAAGAGAAACAUCUGGUGACACGUCACAGCAGAGAGUUUGCCCAGAUGUCCUGAAUGUUCACUGAAAAAAAUAAGGGAAAAACUUAUGUCUAUAGAAAAAAUAAAGUUCUAAAAAUCUAGAAGGAUGAGAAAUCAAACAUUUUUUGGUUUCUUUGUUGUUGGGGGGAAAUGUGAAGAUUAAUGUAAAACAACACACUUUUGUCUGAUAUGGAACAAAUGUGGUUUAUGCAUUUUUUUGACAGUGUGUUGCUGAAAAUUUAUAGUGUCAUCGUCAUGUCUUCCUUCAAAUAUUUGAUUGAUUUGAUGAAAAAUAGUUUUUAAUGUAAAUAAUAAAUGGGAUUAUCCAAAUACAUGCAUUUUUAAAGUUCCUUUAUUCUGUCAGGUUCUUCUUGUUUUAAAGCAGAAGCCAUUAAACAAGCUAAAGCUGCAUGACGAUGAUUCAACAGUGUGUUUAAGAAUGUUACAUUAAUAUAUUCAGCUGUAAUUUGUCAGAGUGAUCACAACCUCGGCUUUGAGAAAGUCAAUAAAUACAUGUGUCAUUUUC
Messenger RNA from Betta splendens (Siamese fighting fish), 4355 nucleotides. RefSeq names its product calcium channel, voltage dependent, alpha2/delta subunit 3 (gene cacna2d3). The transcript is spliced from 39 exons. Gene Ontology annotation, cellular component: voltage-gated calcium channel complex. Gene Ontology annotation, molecular function: voltage-gated calcium channel activity. Bases 133 to 3633 code for a protein of 1166 amino acids. The record is from RefSeq and is a predicted model, not a curated record. Lineage: Eukaryota; Metazoa; Chordata; Actinopteri; Anabantiformes; Osphronemidae.